Molecule: messenger RNA, 248 nt
Organism: Paraglomus brasilianum
Lineage: Eukaryota; Fungi; Glomeromycota; Glomeromycetes; Paraglomerales; Paraglomeraceae
Source: the annotation of a GenBank genome assembly
GGGAUCUGAAGGAGCACUAUUACUAUGCAUGUGCUCUGGAUUAUGCCAGAUGGUGUUUAAGUUUGCAGACAUCUGGGGUCAUUUAUUUUAAUUGUGAGGAUGAUGCCACUACAAAGCUGAAUUGGCCAACUGAAGGUCAAGUGAUAGCUGGCUUGAACUGUGCUGUUUUUUGGCACAACCUACAGUUCAAUGAAGUACAAAUGACAGCACUUUUUAAGAAUGAAGACAGGGAGGUGCAAUUGGUGUGA